AUGAUACAGGCUAUGGUAUAUGGCCCAAUGAAUCUUGUAGCCAACUUACUUGACGGACCCUGAAGACGCAGGUCCCUGGUUGACACCCACACUUGGUCUCCGAUCUCAUAUGUGGACCCAGGAGACCGUCUGCGAUUUGCUGCCUUUUUGUAUCGUACUUGGGCCUGGAGCAUCGCCUGGAGUCAAUGAGCACCGACUGCUGAACGGAGUGAACACUAGACGACAAUGGGGGGCGAGGGAACCGCGGCGGGAACACUCACUGCUGCGGGCGCCGGAACCUGGAUCGGUGCCUCCUCACCGGAGGUUCUCAGAGAGACGGUUGACUGCCUCCACCAGUCCUGCUACCACGUUCUCCUGGCGGAGCACACAUUCAGUCAGUCUCUGGAUUGAUUCAUUAGUCUUUUCUCCCUGCUCGCUGAGUCGCUGUCCCUGAGCUAGGAGUGCAGCGCGGAGGUUCUCGAUGCCGGCUGGGUCCAUUUCUGGCCAGAUUGUUCUGUCAGAAACACGGAGAUGACGGACCCACAUGCACAGCUCCAAGCAGACGUAGGAUGUGAUAUAAAGGGUUUUAUUUUGGCGCAAACAAGGUCAGUUCAGGCAGGGUCAUACACAGUAUGACAUACGUCGGUAUGGAGUGGGUUCAGGCAAUCUCAGAUCCAAAAACAGACAGGAUUCAGUAACAGGUAAGCUCGGUUGCAGUACAGUUCAGGGCAAGGCAGUCUCAGGCCAAAAAUAAGCAAGGUUCAAUAACAGGCAGGCUCGGCUACGGUACAAUUCAGGGCAAGGCAGACUCGGGUUCAAAAACAAGCAGGAUAAUUAACAGGCAUACACGGUUACAGGACAGACGAGGGUCAGGCGGAUUCAAGAACGGCGAUUUGAAACGAGAUCAGGAUCAGGAGUCAAACAAAGUAAGCAACGCAGGAUAGUGGUGAGUGCGCGCAACAAUCUGGCAAUUGGCUUGGGUGAGUACUGGAGCUUAAAUACAGGUGAGUGAUUACUGAUGACAGGCAGGUGUGAGUAAUGAGAACCGGAAGUAACACUGAAACUACUGUGAUGUGACCAGAAAAGGAAGUCCUUACAAAAUAAAACAGGAACAUGAUCCUUUAUCCUCAUGUAUUUCAAUCUGCUUUUUUUAUUAUUCAAUUAUUCCUCAGAUGCAGGUGUUGCAGUACUGUAUGUGAUACAGUCCCAUGUUCACCGCAUUAUCCACAGACAUAUUUGCCAUAGGGAAACUGCAGGGGGUCCAGCAGGUGUCCUGAGGCCUUUUUCAGAUGAGCCAACUCCAGGAAUUUCAACACCUUCUUAAUAACCAAAAGUAUUAGAGGCACAGGCCUGUAGUUAUUUAGUCCAGUGAUGUUGGAUUUCUUGUUCUACUAUUUAAUAUUUUAUUUCAAUCUGUCUCUUCCUUGUCAGGCCUCCACUACAACUACGUGGUUAGCUUUUCUCUGCCAAUUAGUAGCGGUAAGGAAAAUAAGAAAACUUGAGUUCAGAAUCAAAAGAAACGAAAAGAAAAGAGUGACUACAGAGACAGAGGAGCUGGUGUGCAGACAGAGAGGAGAUGCUGAAAAACCCCAGCUAUCUAAAGAUGGUGACAUAAUUAUUGGAGGAAUCUGGCCUUUUUACAGCAGCUGGAAAGACAGAGUGGAAACCUACACAGACAAACCACUGCCAGUAGAAUGUAUCAGUUUGAAUUUCAGAGGUUUCCAGUUUGCUCAGGCUAUGGUUUUUGCCAUAGAGGAGAUCAAUAACAGCACAGAGCUACUACCUGGGAUCUCUCUGGGUUAUAAAAUGUAUGACACCUGUGGCUCCAUUGCUAGAAGUGUGAAAGCUGCUCUGGCCUUGACAAAUGGCAAUGAAGCUGUGUCUGCUUCAGAGGCUCUAUGUAAUAAACCUGCACAGGUGCAGGCAAUAAUAGGAGAGACGUCGUCCACUCUUUGCUUGGCCAUAGCUGCUGUAGUUGGACCAUUUCACAUUUCACAGGUUUGUAAAGUUAGUCAAAUUAUAAUCAUACUUGUCAUCCUAGUGAUGUUUUUCUUGGGAAGUAAUUUUAUGUUUUAUCCUCAGAUCAGUCCCUAUGCCACCUGUGCCUGCCUUAGUGAUAAAUCCAAGUACCCAUCCUUCCUCAGAACAAUACCCAGUGACUACUAUCAGAGCAGAGCUCUGGCCCAGCUGGUCAAACACUUUGGUUGGACCUGGGUUGGAGCUAUUAGAAGCAAUAAUGAUUAUGGCAAUAAGGGCAUGUCUACAUUCACAGAAGCAGCUCAGCGGCUGGGCAUCUGUCUGGAGUAUUCUGUAGCUUUCUUCAGGACAGACCCACCAAAUAAAAUACACAUGAUAAUAAACAUUCUCAAGGCUUCUACCUCCAAAGUCAUUGUUGCUUUUGUCUCUGACUUGGAUAUGGAUGUUCUAUCACAUGUGCUGUCCAGCCAGAACAUGACUGGGUAUCAGUGGGUUGGCAGCGAAAGCUGGAUGGUUGAUUCCAAAACUGCAGAAAUGGAUAAACAUCAUAUUCUGGAUGGUGCCAUAGGUCUGUCUAUCCCCAAAGCACAUGUUAAAGGAAUGAGAGAAUUUAUAUUAGACAUUAAGCCACUUAAUUCUUCAGGUAAUGAAAUAUUCACAGAGUUCUGGGAGACAUUACUUAGCUGUAAGUUCAAACAGUCAGCUUCAUCAGCAGAGAAUGAGAAACAAUGCACUGGUCAUGAGAAUCUGAGUGGCUUGCAACACAGUUACACUGAUAUGUCACUUAUGCCCAUAUUCAACAAUGUGUAUAAAGGAGUGUAUACUGUGGCCCAUGCACUACAUAAGAUUUUUGACUGCAAUGACACGUGUAAUGUGUAUAAUGUGCAGCUGGAUCCAUUGAGGGUGAGGCAAUAUUUCAAAAGUUGCAAAACAAUUAAUUUCAUGACAAAGGAAGGAGAUGAAGUUUACUUCAAUGAAGAUGGAGACCCACCAGCAAAGUAUGAAAUUAUAAACUGGCAGCCAAAAGAAAAUGGUGUUGUGGACUUUGUCACAGUUGGUCUCUAUGAUGCAUCUUUACCUGCAGACAAACAGCUGAGUCUGCAAAAUAAGACUUUAAUCUGGAGACAGAACUCGACACAACUUCCUGUGUCAGUUUGCAGUGAGAAAUGUUCCCCAGGAACUCAUAAGGUUCUCCAGAAAGGAAAGCCUGUCUGCUGCUAUGACUGUAUAAGAUGUGCAGAUGGAGAAAUAAGCAACACCACAGACUCAGUCACCUGUGUUCAAUGUCCACCUGAAUCCUGGUCAAAUGACAAUAGAGAUAUGUGUGUAAAGAAGGAGGCAGAGUUUCUAUCCUAUGAAGAAAUGAUGGGAGCACUGCUCACCGCAGCAUCUUUAUGUGGAACAUGCAUGACUGCUGUUGUAGCCUUCAUUUUCUUCACAUACAGGAAAACUCCUAUUGUCAGGGCCAACAACUCUGAACUGAGCUUCCUGCUGCUCUUCUCCUUGACUCUGUGCUUCCUGUGUUCUCUGACCUUCAUGGGUCGACCCUCUGAGUGGUCCUGCAUGCUGAGACACACGGCAUUCGGCAUCACCUUUGUCCUCUGUAUGUCCUGUGUUCUGGGCAAAACUGUGGUGGUGUUAAUGGCCUUCAGAGCUUCACUUCCAGGCAGUAAUGUGAUGAAAUGGUUUGGACCAACACAGCAGAGACUCAGUGUUUUGGUCUUCACUCUCAUACAGGUUGUAAUAUGUGUCCUGUGGUUAAAAAUUUCUCCUCCUUUUCCAUUUAAGAAUUCAAAGGUAGUCAAAGAUAGAAUCAUCUUAGAAUGUGCUUUGGGCUCAGCUGUAGGAUUCUGUGCCGUCCUUGGCUAUAUAGGUUUUCUGGCUCUGUUCUGUUUUGUUCUUGCUUUUCUGGCUCGGAAACUGCCUGAUAACUUUAAUGAGGCCAAGUUCAUCACCUUCAGCAUGUUGAUAUUCUGUGCAGUGUGGCUUACUUUUAUUCCAUCUUAUGUCAGCUCUCCUGGAAAGUUCAGUGUUGCUGUGGAGAUAUUUGCUAUUCUGUCCUCUAGCUUUGGACUGUUGAUAUGUAUUUUUAUUCCAAAAUGUUACAUUAUUUUAUUAAAACCCGAGAAGAACACAAAACCGAAUAUGAUGGGAAGAGAGUCAUCACAAAUGUCUUGACAUCAAAAAUCAUGGGAGCAGAAACAUUGUGUUCAUCUCAGUUUUUACAGAAUAUCAUAACACUACUCUUGUAUGAAACAGUCAAUGAUUUGCAUUCAGGUUUUCCUCUUUAUAUAAUAGAUUUAUUUAUUUUAAAUGUACGGUGGCACUGAAGUGCAAAUCACAAACAAUAACAAAAAACACAACGACAUUAGUUGGAAACCCAAUGACACUAAGAAGAAACACAAUGGCAUUAAGAAGAAAUACAAUGACAUUAAGAGGAAACACAACGGCAUUAACAAGAAACAGAACAACAUUAACAAUUCUCACACGUUUGUUAGACGGACUUACUAUUUAAUGGGGCCAAACUACGUAUGGCGCAGUUUAUAUGAUGAGAUGAAACUUAUUGCUACUUCAGUAGCCAAACAGCUGUUCAGGUCUGCUCUCCUCACAUCUUAUU
Messenger RNA from Betta splendens (Siamese fighting fish), 4573 nucleotides. Its product is annotated as extracellular calcium-sensing receptor-like. The transcript has 6 exons. Bases 1351 to 4134 code for a protein of 927 amino acids. Lineage: Eukaryota; Metazoa; Chordata; Actinopteri; Anabantiformes; Osphronemidae. Gene Ontology annotation, biological process: G protein-coupled receptor signaling pathway. Gene Ontology annotation, molecular function: G protein-coupled receptor activity. Gene Ontology annotation, cellular component: membrane. The record is from RefSeq and is a predicted model, not a curated record.